AUGACCACCAAAACCAUUGCAGUCGUCGGUGCUACUGGCACUCAAGGAGGUUCAGUAGCAAGAAUGUUCUUAAGCCUCCCCAACUGGCAUGUCCGCGCCCUCACCCGUCGUUCAACAUCUCCCAAAGCCCAAGCUCUCAAAGACCUGGGAGCAGAGAUCGUGGAAGCCGACAUGGACGAUGCCGAAUCUUUGGUCAAAGCUUUUAACGGCGUCUAUGCCAUUUUUGUGAACACCGACUUCUGGAUUCCUUACAUGGGCGCUCUCUCCAGUGGGAAAGAUCAGGCUACCAGCCAACAGAUUGGCUACGAUACCGAGGAUCGGCAUGUCAAGAACGCUGCUUAUGCUGCGUCCAAGACCGACACUCUCGAGAGAUACAUCUACUCUGCUCUCGGACCUAUGAAAGAGGUCUCAAAGGGCAAGUACUCUCACUGUCAUCAUUGGGAGACCAAGUCGGCCGCCGUCAAGUACAUUGAACAAGACAUGCCUGGACUCGCCAAGAAGACGUCGUACAUUUACCUUGGAGCUUAUGCUUCCAACGCCUUCCUGUACCCAAAGAAAGACUCCAAGACGGGCGGAUACGUUCUCGAUCUUCCCGCUUCCAAGGAUCUGCGAAUGCCUAUCAUCGACACCACCAACUCCACAGGCCCCUUCGUCCAAGCCCUGGUUGAAAGCGAGCCCGCCAGAACAAAGCUCUUGGCGUAUAAUAGCUAUCUGACGAUGAGCGAGGCAGUUGACUUUUGGAGCAAGGUUACAGGGAAGAAGGCCACCAUACGCAGUAUGACCGAGGAAGAGAUGCAUCAAAAAUCAGGUUUGCCUUAUGAGGUUCUGGAUGGACCUGCUUACUUGGACGAAUUUGGAUACACCGAGGGGAUUGAAGGAGUCAUCACACCUGAGCAGUUGAAGAAGCCUGUCAAGACGGACAGCUUUGAGGACUAUUUAAGGAAGCAGGAUCCUGAAGCUCUUCUGUCGUUUAAGUAUGGGCUUUUUGAGGCUCCGCCGACAAAGUAG
Messenger RNA from Fusarium pseudograminearum CS3096, 1008 nucleotides. RefSeq lists its product as uncharacterized. The coding region runs from base 1 to 1008 and encodes 335 amino acids. NCBI's taxonomy places the organism in Eukaryota, Fungi, Ascomycota, Sordariomycetes, Hypocreales, Nectriaceae. The transcript has a single exon. The record is from RefSeq and is a predicted model, not a curated record.